AUGAGAAAGCGAAAAUAUGGAAGCCGGUCUACCCCCACGGAGAACGAAGCAAAUGAGAAUCCCCUAGACGAACACGAAAGAAAGUACAUUUACCCAAGCAUCGCCAACUCGCCAAUACUGUUACACAACGACCAGGUGAUUUACGCAUAUGGUAGCAGUCUGAUAUUUUAUUCCCUGAAGGAAAAAAAAUUUGUAAAAAAAAUCGAUGAGCAUGAAAAUGCUAUUAGAUCAUUAGAUGUUAAUAAAAAUGGAAAAAAAAAAUAUUUCCUGACAACCGGUGAUGAUAAAAUUAUAGUUAUUUAUGAUGAGCAGUGGUCCGUGUGGCACAAAAUUGUGCAUAAGAAAAAAAUCGUCAAGGCGUACUUUUUAAAAUAUGUGCAGGAGGAAGACAAGAAGUUUGAAAUAAUUUUUAUUGAUAAGUAUGGAGACGUGUACUUGUUUGACCUCAAUUUGGUGAUGCAAGGAUCCCCCGCCAUGGAGGACGCCCCGACGACGAGCCACUCGAGCUGCACCACCAAAUUGAGCUACCUGCAGGAUUCGCUGAACGACAUUCAGGAAAAGGACGAUGAUUUGUUUUUCAUGAAUAAUUUCGAACGCAUGCUUCAGGGGGAGGAAGAUGAGGAAGAAGAAGAGGAAGAUGAUAAAGCGGAAGGGGGACACACAGAAGGUGACGAAGGACAGUCCGGCAAACCGCUUGCCUGUGAAGCGCCCCCCCGUGAGGAAGGCAAGCUGGCCCAGGUGAAGGAAAAGCUAGAACGCCACUACUCCAAGUGCUUCCAAAACGAAACGUUAAUGUACCCAAUCCUCACGUGCAACUCUGCAGUGGUAGCCUUACAUUACGACAGCAACUUUUUAAUAAUAGGAGACCGAGAUGAAAAAAUCAGAAUUGUGAAAAAUAAAAAAAUAAACAAAAUAUACAACUUUUAUUUAAAUCACAAAUUAUUUAUUACUUCCCUCGUUUUGAUAAAUUCUAAAACGUUUUGUUCUGGCGGCGCGGAUUGCUACCUACACAUGUGGGACAUUAAGACAAAGGAAAUUAUCGACACGAUAUAUUUUGAUUCCUCCUUUUUGUGCAAACUGGCACAGUGGAAGGAGCCAUUUAGCAGUUCUCCCCAUUUGAAAAAAUAUAAAUUUGUUAUCAACACAUUGAUUUUUAAGGAAAGUACUUGGACAAUUUACGCCACUGCCGAAAAUUUAAAAGGAAUGUUAAUCAUCCCCCUAAGGGUGAAUGCAGAUGGUAGCCAUUUGUUAACUUUUAACAAGGAAGAAAUUUCAUUUUUCCCGCUUGAACAGGAGGUUUUAUCUUUCAUCUCUUUAUCAGUUGGUGGGGAUGAGUGUAUACUUUUUGUCGAUAGGAGUGCGGGCCAUUUGCACCAGAUCAAAUUAACAGAUCGUGGGAAGUUGGUUGGAGAAGUUGUCACCCUUGACUCCCAUUCCUUCUUUGACGGCGCACAACCAAUGGAUAUCGGAUUAAUAAAUUACUGGAAGCACACCACAAUAGAGGACGGUAUCCAUUAG
Molecule: messenger RNA, 1518 nt
Organism: Plasmodium coatneyi
Lineage: Eukaryota; Apicomplexa; Aconoidasida; Haemosporida; Plasmodiidae
Exons: 2
Coding region: 1-1518 (505 amino acids)
Biological process (GO): RNA (guanine-N7)-methylation
Cellular component (GO): nucleus; tRNA methyltransferase complex; cytosol
Molecular function (GO): protein binding; tRNA (guanine(46)-N7)-methyltransferase activity
Source: RefSeq, a predicted model, not a curated record